UGUGCAUUAAUAUUGCCAUAAAAAUCCUUGGUUAAACUUAACUUGACCUUGCUAGUUCUUUUCCGUUCAGCUACCGCGAUUGGAACAUGUCUUAUUCACCUGAAAGAAGAUCAGAAGAGUGGCCGGAGGAUUCGAAAAAUGGCCAGUCAAAGGAUAAUUAUGAGGGCUCCACCGGCGCCGAGCACGAAGCGCUGGAUACAAACUGGCAUCAAGUCGUGGAAAGCUUUGAUGACAUGAACUUGAAGGAAGAAUUGCUUCGAGGGAUUUAUGCGUAUGGUUUCGAAAAACCAUCUGCCAUCCAACAACGGGCUAUUAUGCCAUGUAUCGAAGGGCGUGAUGUCAUAGCUCAAGCCCAGUCCGGAACCGGGAAAACUGCUACUUUUUCCAUUUCCAUUUUGCAACAAAUCGAUACUAGUAUUCGUGAAUGCCAAGCGCUUAUAUUGGCGCCCACUAGGGAAUUGGCUCAACAGAUUCAGAAGGUGGUUAUUGCUCUUGGUGACCACUUGAAUGCUAAAUGCCAUGCUUGCAUUGGUGGCACCAAUGUGCGUGAGGAUAUGCGCCAACUGGAAAGUGGAGUGCAUGUCGUUGUUGGUACACCCGGCAGGGUGUAUGAUAUGAUUUCUCGUCGGGCAUUACGUGCUAACACUAUCAAGCUGUUUGUGCUCGAUGAAGCUGAUGAGAUGUUAUCUAGAGGGUUCAAAGAUCAAAUCCAUGAUGUAUUCAAAAUGUUGUCUGCCGAUGUUCAGGUCAUUUUGCUCUCUGCUACUAUGCCUGAUGAUGUAUUGGAAGUGUCCCGAUGCUUCAUGAGAGAGCCUGUUCGUAUUCUUGUGCAGAAGGAAGAGCUCACCUUGGAAGGUAUUAAGCAGUUCUUUAUCUCUAUUGAGCUAGAGGAAUGGAAAUUGGAGACUCUGUGUGACUUGUAUGACACCCUGUCUAUUGCUCAGGCUGUCAUUUUCUGCAACACUCGCCGCAAGGUGGACUGGCUGACGGAGUCGAUGCACCAGCGCGACUUCACGGUGUCGGCGAUGCACGGCGACAUGGACCAGCGCGAGCGCGAGGUGAUCAUGCGCCAGUUCCGCACGGGCUCCUCGCGGGUGCUCAUCACCACCGACCUGCUCGCGCGCGGCAUCGACGUGCAGCAGGUCUCCUGCGUCAUCAACUACGACCUGCCCACCAACCGCGAGAACUAUAUACACCGGAUCGGGCGCGGCGGCCGCUUCGGGCGCAAGGGCAUCGCCAUCAACUUCGUGACGGAGGCGGACAAGCGCGCGCUGAAGGACAUCGAAGACUUCUACCACACGACCAUCACUGAAAUGCCCAACGACGUGGCCAACCUCAUCUGAGGUGGCUGCGCAUUCCGGUUUAUACUUUGUGUCCUGCGUUCUAUUGCGAUAUUUAUACGGUGUGAGUAUUAGGAGGGACCUCCUAAGUACCACUGUGCUGAUUUUUUUUAUUGGAACUCAUUUAAUUUGGACCGAUAUAUCUGUUUUAGUUUAAUUAAUGAAUACAUUAUACUAUAGACGUAUCAUUAUAAGUUUAAUAAAUAUACGUAGGAGUAAGACCGGCUCGGCCGGAUGGCCCCCGUUCCGCGUAGGCCCCUCUGCCGUUUGCAGAGAGGUCUCAUCGGGUACUGGAGAGGCUAUUUCAAUCACAAAAGUACCAGAAGGAAAUGUAUUGUGUAAUUCUUUUUUUUCCAGUUGUACAUAAUAUGGUAACUGUUUUUGUAAUACGGUAAAUAAAUAAAAUUAAAUAUAACAUUGCUGUAUUGUUAUUGACAUACGCCAUAGCACUCCACUCCCGAUCGGAACCUUAAUUCUCGUGCGCAUUUAACUCAAUUGUACAAAUUUUGUUUACAGAAGACCUCCCCACUCAGCCUGUUGACACGCACUUUGGACACAACUAUGUGGAAAUAAUAAAUCAAAAUUUCCUUAA
This is a messenger RNA of Papilio polytes (common Mormon), 1932 nucleotides long. It is a transcript of the gene eIF4A, whose product is annotated as eukaryotic initiation factor 4A. The transcript is spliced from 7 exons. Lineage: Eukaryota; Metazoa; Arthropoda; Insecta; Lepidoptera; Papilionidae. The record is from RefSeq and is a predicted model, not a curated record. The coding region runs from base 87 to 1343 and encodes 418 amino acids. Gene Ontology annotation, molecular function: RNA binding; ATP binding; RNA helicase activity.